AACGUUAGAUGAUCACUAAAACCUCUACUAAUUCUGGAGUCACCAAGUUGCCAAAGCUGCUUGGUAAAAGGGAUACUCCAGACCUUGAACUCAAAGAAAAGACUUUUGACAAGAUAAAGUCCAAACUUACUCAAAAUGAUCAGUUUAAACACAGAGCUAAAAUCUUGAAGGAAAUUUCAGAAGAACUUAUAACUGAGAAGACAAUUCAAAGUUCCCAUAAUGGAGAGAAUAAGGUACUUUACAGGAAGAAUAUCCACAGCAAAGAUUAUCGAGACAAGAUAAUCAAGAAGAAACAGUCUCUACAGAGGAAAAAGAGGGAGAAUAGCUGUAAAGAGAAUGGAACCAUCCACUGGACAUCAUUCAAUUUUCCUCCAAAGAAGACCAAGAAAUUAACAGAUAUCCUCAACAUUUCUGAUUCUGAAGGUCCUGUGGAGGAGAACCUCAAAAGUAUCGAGGCUAUUAAGCAGAUUUACAACAAGGCAACGGAUUUAGGAGUCAUGGAUAAGCCUAAACCUAAACAAUAUUUUUUCCAUACCGAUGAGCAACAACAGAAUGCUGAGAUGGAGAUAUUAAAAGAACCUGAAAGCGUUAAGAGAUUUAAUUCGAUAAUUAAGACUAAAAAGAUAAAGAGCAAGAAAGUUCUUUGUAAAAUUCAGAACCUGAAGGUCCAGAGUAUCUCAAGUGAUUAUAGAAGUAACUCAAGAUUUGAUCAUUAUUCUGUCAAUAAUCUCAAAACUGAAAAUAAAGCAACUGACAUCUUGGCUCAAAAUUUCAAAAGAACAAUGAACAUGUCCGUUGAUGAUUACAAGACAUGCGUGAAACCAAGAGUAGAUGUCGGAAGAAAGUCAUGUAAUCAAUUUAGUAUAAGAGUUGCUAGAAGAGAGACAGGAAAAAUCCGUAACAAAUCCGUCUCAAAUUCUCUGAACAAAUCCGUUGAUACUCCAAUGGAUAGCGAAAAUUUGCAAUCUUUUAUAUCAAGAAGAAACAAUAGGUUCUUAAAUAAAUUCUCUACGCCAGGGCCAAAGAAUCCUGAUUACAGUACUGGAAGAUCAAUUGGUCACUCUGCUAGCAUGAAUAAGCUGCAAAGAUCUCAGUCAAGCAGAAAGAUUAGGUUCUUCAACAGGCAGAAAUCUGUAGACAGAAUGAAUAAGCGCAAGAUUAAAAUCGAGAAGCAGAUUUUGACAAACCAGCAAAGAAUGGCCCUCCAAAAAUGCGAAGAAGCGCUAUGCGAAAUUGGUCUAGAAUGCUUUGGAAUCCUUCCUGGUAAAAUAGUCUCAGAGCUUUAUCAUUCAAAGUGCAAGGACCUAAAGAUAGACCCUACAGAGAAACAAUUCAGAAGGUUCCUUGACUUUUGCAGAACUUCAAUGAAAGGUCGAUCUAUCAAACUUAGAGAUUGUGGGUUUGGGACUCAAUCAUGCAAGAUCUUCUCAGAUAUUUUGAAGAAUUAUGAUAUCUCAAAACUGGACCUCAGACAAAACAUUAUUGGGAAUAAAGGUGUUAAGGAACUUUGCAAAGGAAUUAAGGCUAGUGACACUCUUAUUCAUAUUGACCUCGGAAGUAAUGACAUCACUAAUGAUGGAGCUAAUCAUUUAUUCAAUGCUAUUAUGAAUCAUCAAAAUUUGUAUUCGUUCAACCUCGCCAAUGUAGAUGGUCUCCAUAGAAACAGACUAGGUCUUAAUGGUUGUAAAGGGAUCAAUAAGCUGCUUAAAAAUAAUAAAGUUCUAGCCAUGAUUGAUAUUGCAGAUAACUCUAUCGGAAAUGAAGGAAUUAGACAUAUGCUAGAAGGAGUUGAUCCACACGAGUCAAACCUUGUUUUCAUAAAUCUUUCAAACAAUGGACUCUCCCAAGGAUGCAUUAAUGAACUUGCAAAUCUUUUAAACAGUAGCAGUCUUAAAGAAAUUAGACUUUCAGAAAACUUACUGAAUGACUCGAGCGCUCAAGAAUUAGCAUACUUCUUUUAUAGAGGGAAAUGAAAGUUAGCAAAACUUGACUUAUCAGAUAACCACCUGACAUCAAACGGUGUAUCUAUCCUUUCCCAUGCUUUAAAACUAAACCCAUAUCUGUCUCAUCUAAACCUUGAGAAUAAUGAGUUGUUCAAAGGUGAGGAAUUUUCCAAAAUAACGAUUCUCUUAAAAUGCAACAAAGUCCUUAAAUCUAUUAACCUCUCCAAAUGUGGCCUUGGACCCAAAGAAGCGGAAGAUAUUGCAGCUGGGCUUUCUGAAAAUAGAGGCCUUUUAUCACUAAAUCUCUCUAAGAACAAAAUUUUGAGCUCAGGUGCAAAAAGCAUAUUUGAAGCUCUCGAAUCAGAAAGCUCGGGACUCCAAAGCCUUGAUCUUUCCUCCAACACCAUUGAGAGUGAGGCUGUUCCAUCCUUAAUCAAAACUCUUGAAGAUAAUAUAUCUCUUCAGCGUUUGAACCUAUACAACAACAUGAUCACUGAAGAUGUGGGGCGGAGUCUUUCCAUCGCAGUCAAGAACAACCAAAACAUCAAAAGUCUCAAUUUGGCUUUCAACACGCUUGACAAGCAAGACAUGAGAGCUAUAAAGGAGUACUGCAAGCGGAACAUUCAGAACUCUGAAAAACUUGGGCUCCCAGCCAUCAGAGAUGAGCUGGUUCAUCUUAUGCAGACAGAUGAAGGAAUCACUGUCACUGAGCAGCAAAUCCUUGACUGCGUCAAACGCUCAAAAGGAGAGCGCUUCUCACUUGAGAAGGAGUUCAUACGCGGUCAGGACAACUUCGAACUGAUGAAGGAAAAUCAAAAGAAGAAGCACAUCCAACUCCUACAAAGUAAAUCUGAUGUUGAGGAGAAAAUAGAUGAGCUAGAAAUUACUUAUGAAAGACUAAAUCGUGAUGGAGUUAUCAUUGCUAAAUAAAUUUCAAGAGAAGGAAGAAGAUAUGAAGUUCAAAGUAAAUUUGACUGAAUCACUACAGAAUUCUCUGAAAGGCCAGAUCCAGAAAUGUAUUGACCAAGUGGAUGUGAAGAAGAAGGAUAUUCAAGGUAUUCUUUAUCAGUACAAAAGAGAACUGGAGAGAACCCAGAAAAUGAUGCUUAUGAAAAAGUUAGUGCAUGAUAAUUUACAAGAAGAUGUCACUAAGAUGAAGGAGGAAAUCGAACAAAUCAAAAUUAACAAAGAACAGAUUAAAUCGAUCUCCACUCUUAGAAGAACGAAGACUAGCUAUUAUAAAUCAUGAAAGAGCAUCAAGGGGUCUCCUUGUAAAUCUUGAUCUCCAAUGAAGAAGUACAGAAGCCCUGAUAAAAAAAAGAUUUUAAAAAUAUCAAAUAAUAUUGACUAUGGAGUCAACAAAGAGUCUCAGGAGGUCACAAUGACCGAAAUUAAGCUAUUCGGUGAUAAUGGGCCAAAAGAAAUCAAAACACCCAAGAAAAAGAAGAGCAGAAAGAGGAUUUCUAUAAAAAGAAAACUCACUGUUAUAUAA
Messenger RNA from Moneuplotes crassus, 3435 nucleotides. The record is from the annotation of a GenBank genome assembly. Lineage: Eukaryota; Ciliophora; Spirotrichea; Euplotida; Euplotidae.